AUGCCCCCAGCUCGCGGCCGCCCCCUGCUGCCGGUGCUCCUCCUGCUGGCGCUGGCCCUGUCCCUGCCUGGCGCCCACGCAGCGCGCCGGGGACGCAGCGUAGCGAGUGCCGCAGACAAGGAGCCGAAGCCGUCGCCCAUCCGGUCCACGACAGCAGACACCGCCCGCGUGGGCCUCGGGCUCUUGCUGCGUCCGCAGGCCCGGGCCACCCUGGCUCUCCGCGCCGUCCGCAGCGCAGAAAUAUUCCCAAGAAAUUUGAACUUAAAGGACAAAUUCAUAAAGCAUUUCACAGGGCCAGUCACAUUUUCAGCUGAAUGUAGCAAACAUUUCCAUCGACUCUAUUAUAAUACCAGAGAUUGUUCAAUGCCAACUUACUACAAAAGGUGUGCUAGAUUGUUAACAAGAUUAGCAGUGAGCCCACUGUGUACUCAGACCUAG
This is a messenger RNA of Trichechus manatus latirostris (Florida manatee), 438 nucleotides long. RefSeq names its product ALK and LTK ligand 1 (gene ALKAL1). Lineage: Eukaryota; Metazoa; Chordata; Mammalia; Sirenia; Trichechidae. The record is from RefSeq and is a predicted model, not a curated record. Gene Ontology annotation, biological process: positive regulation of ERK1 and ERK2 cascade; positive regulation of ERK5 cascade. The transcript is spliced from 4 exons. The coding region runs from base 1 to 438 and encodes 145 amino acids. Gene Ontology annotation, molecular function: receptor tyrosine kinase binding; receptor signaling protein tyrosine kinase activator activity.